This is a messenger RNA of Pseudoliparis swirei, 7475 nucleotides long. RefSeq names its product myosin-9-like. Gene Ontology annotation, molecular function: actin filament binding; ATP binding; cytoskeletal motor activity. The transcript has 41 exons. Lineage: Eukaryota; Metazoa; Chordata; Actinopteri; Perciformes; Liparidae. The record is from RefSeq and is a predicted model, not a curated record. The coding region runs from base 203 to 6082 and encodes 1959 amino acids. Gene Ontology annotation, cellular component: myosin complex.
AGGAAAAAAAGGAGAAAAGAAGAUAGAAAGAGUGACUGGAGUGGAGAAAGAGAGAGAGAGGAAGCGAGCGUUGUAGUUUAGCCUGAACUCUCUGCGAAGCUGCUGUCGACGGGAAAAGAAGUUUGACUCACGGCGACGCUGACCGAGCCACCCUGUUGUUGUUAGCGACCCCCUCCCUGAAAAAAGGCGUCCUGCAGCCACCAUGUCCACCGCGGACGAGUUCCUGUACGUGGACCGCAACGUGGUCAACAACCCGUUGGCGCAGGCCGACUGGGCCACCAAGAAGCUGGUAUGGGUGCCCUCGGAGCGCCUGGGCUUCGAGGUCGGCUCCGUGAAGGAGGAGCGCGGCGACGAGUGCGUGGUCGAGCUGGCGGACUCCGGCAAGAAGAUCCGGGUGAACAAGGACGACAUCCAGAAGAUGAACCCACCCAAGUUCAGCAAGGUGGAGGACAUGGCCGAGCUCACCUGCCUGAACGAGGCCUCGGUGCUGCACAACCUGAAGGAGCGAUACUACUCCGGCCUCAUCUAUACGUACUCCGGUCUCUUCUGCGUCGUCAUAAACCCCUACAAGAACCUGCCCAUCUACUCCGAGGAGAUCGUUGACAUGUACAAGGGCAAGAAGAGGCACGAAAUGCCUCCUCACAUCUACGCCAUCACCGACACGUCCUACAGGAGCAUGAUGCAGGAUCGUGAAGACCAGUCCAUCCUUUGCACAGGAGAGUCUGGUGCCGGUAAGACGGAGAACACCAAGAAGGUCAUCCAGUAUCUGGCUCACGUGGCCUCCUCUCACAAGGCCAAGAAAGACCAGAACAGCUCGAUCCUGUCACAUGGGGAGCUGGAGAAGCAGCUGCUGCAGGCCAACCCCAUCCUCGAGGCCUUUGGCAACGCCAAGACGGUCAAGAACGACAACUCCUCCCGAUUUGGAAAAUUCAUCAGGAUAAACUUUGACGUCAACGGUUACAUCGUCGGUGCCAAUAUUGAAACUUACCUGUUGGAGAAGUCCCGUGCCAUUCGCCAGGCCAAAGACGAGAGGACCUUCCACAUCUUCUACUACCUGCUCACGGGGGCCGGAGAUAAAUUGCGCGAUGAACUCCUCCUUGAGAAUUACAACAACUACCGUUUCCUCUCCAACGGGAACGUGACCAUUCCUGGGCAGCAGGACAAGGACCUGUUUACAGAGACCCUGGAGGCCUUUAAGAUCAUGAGUAUCCCCGAGGAUGAGCAAAUAGGCUUGUUGAAGGUAGUGGCCUCUGUGCUGCAGCUCGGGAACAUGACCUUCAAGAAGGAGCGCCACACAGACCAGGCCGCCAUGCCCGACGACACCACUGCCCAGAAGGUGAGCCACCUCAUGGGCAUGAAUGUCACGGACUUCACCCGGGCCAUCCUGUCGCCCCGCAUCAAGGUGGGCAGGGACUUCGUCCAGAAGGCUCAGACCCAGGAGCAGGCGGAGUUUGCCGUGGAGGCCCUGGCCAAGGCCACCUACGAGAGGAUGUUCCGCUGGCUCGUCAUGAGGAUCAACAAAGCCCUGGACAAGACCAAGAGGCAGGGAGCCUCCUUCAUCGGCAUCCUCGACAUCGCUGGAUUUGAGAUCUUUGAGCUGAACUCCUUUGAGCAGCUGUGCAUCAACUACACCAACGAGAAGCUGCAGCAGCUCUUCAACCACACCAUGUUCAUCCUGGAGCAGGAGGAGUACCAGAGGGAGGGCAUCGAGUGGGUCUUCAUCGACUUCGGCCUGGACCUGCAGCCCUGCAUCGAGCUCAUUGAGAAACCCGCCAGCCCCCCCGGGAUCUUCGCCCUGCUGGAUGAGGAGUGCUGGUUCCCCAAAGCCACGGACAAGAGCUUUGUGGAGAAGGUGCUGCAGGAGCAGGGCACUCACCCCAAGUUCUUUAAGCCCAAGAAACUGAAGGACGAGGCAGACUUCUGCAUCAUCCAUUACGCUGGCAAGGUGGACUACAAGGCAGACGAGUGGCUGAUGAAGAACAUGGACCCCUUGAACGACAACGUGGCCUCACUGCUCAACCAGUCCACCGACAAGUUUGUGUCCGAGCUCUGGAAGGACGUGGACCGCAUCGUGGGUCUGGAUAAGGUGUCCAUGUCCGAAAUGCCCGGUGCCUUCAAGACCCGCAAGGGUAUGUUCCGCACGGUGGGCCAGCUGUACAAGGAGCAGCUGUCCAAGCUCAUGGCCACUCUGAGGAACACCAACCCCAACUUUGUCCGUUGCAUCAUCCCCAACCACGAGAAGAAGGCUGGUAAACUGGAUCCCCACCUGGUCCUGGACCAGCUGCGGUGCAACGGUGUGCUGGAGGGCAUCCGUAUCUGCAGACAGGGCUUCCCCAACCGCAUCGUCUUCCAGGAGUUCCGACAGAGGUACGAAAUCCUCACUCCUAAUGCCAUCCCCAAGGGCUUCAUGGAUGGAAAGCAGGCCUGCGUGCUCAUGAUAAAAAGCCUGGAGCUGGAUCCCAACCUGUUCCGGAUUGGCCAGAGCAAAGUGUUCUUCAGGGCGGGAGUCCUCGCUCACCUGGAGGAGGAGAGAGACAUGAAGAUCACCGACAUCAUCAUCAGUUUCCAGGCCUGGUGCAGAGGCUACGUGGCCCGCAAGGCUUUUGCCAAGCGACAGCAGCAGCUGACUGCCAUGAAGGUGAUCCAGAGAAACUGUGCCGCUUAUCUCAAGCUCAGGAACUGGCAGUGGUGGAGGCUCUUCACCAAGGUGAAGCCUCUUCUGCAAGUCAGCAGGCAGGAGGAGGAGAUGCAGGCCAAGGAGGACGAGCUGGUGAAGGUGAAGGAGAAGCAUCUGUAUGCCGAGCAGCAGCUCCAGGAGAUGGACGAAAAGCAGCAUCAGCUGAGCGCAGAGAAGAUGGCCCUGCAGGAGCAGCUCCAGGCCGAGACGGAGCUCUGCGCCGAGGCGGAGGAGAUGAGAGCUCGUCUGGCCGCCAGGAAGCAGGAGCUGGAGGAGAUCCUCCACGACCUGGAGGCCCGCGUGGAGGAGGAGGAGGAGCGCGCCUCGCAUCUCUCGUCCGAGAAAAAGAAGAUGCAGCAGAACAUCGGAGACUUGGAGCAGCAGCUGGACGAGGAGGAAGCGGCCAGACAGAAGCUUCAGCUGGAGAAGGUCACCUUGGAGUCCAAGAUGAAGAAGAUCGAAGAUGAAGUCAUGGUUCUGGACGACCAGAACGGCAAACUAAACAAGGAGAAGAAGUUGCUGGAGGAGAGGAUCUACGAGUACACCACCAACCUGACGGAGGAGGAGGAGAAAUCCAAGAGCCUGCAGAAACUCAAGACCAAACACGAGGCCAUGAUCACAGACCUGGAGGACCGCCUGCGCAGGGAGGAGAAGCAGCGGCAGGAGCUGGAAAAGAACCGACGCAAGCUGGACGGCGACUUCAACGAGAUCCACGACCAGAUUGCCGAGCUACAGGCCCAGAUUGCAGAGCUCCGCGCCCAACUCGCCAAGAAGGAAGAAGAGCUCCAGGCAGCUCUGGCCAGGAUUGAGGAGGAGGCGGCGCAGAAGAAUCUGGCGCAGAAAAAGAUCCGCGAGAUGGAGGCGCAGCUCUCUGAGCUGCAGGAGGACCUGGACCUGGAGAGGCAGGCUCGCACCAAGGCGGAGAAACACCGCAGGGACCUGGGAGAAGAGCUGGAGGCCCUCAAGACGGAGCUGGAGGACACUCAGGACUCCACCGCCGCUCAGCAGGAACUCCGGUCCAAGCGUGAGACCGAGGUGACUCAUCUCAAAAAGACUCUGGACGACGAAGCCAAGGUUCACGAACAUCAGCUGGGUGAGAUGAGGCAGAAACACGGCCAGGCCUUCGACGAGCUCAACGAGCAGCUGGAGCAGGCCAAGAGGAACAAAGUGUCCAUGGAGAAGGCCAAGCAGGCUCUGGAGUCCGAGAGGAACGAGCUGGCCAUUGAGAUGCAGACGCUGAUGCAGGGGAAGGGAGACUCUGAGCACCGCCGGAAGAAGGCCGAAGCCCAGGUCCAGGAGCUGCUGCUCAAACACUCUGAGAGCGAGCGCCAGAGGCUGGAGCAGGCUGAGAAACUGGCCAAAGUGCAGACCGAACUGGAGAGCGUGACCACCGUGCUGAGUGACCUCGAGGGCAAGUCCAUCAAGGCUACAAAAGACUGCUCUGCUGUGGAGUCCCAGCUGCAGGAUGUUCAGGAACUGCUCCAGGAGGAGACGCGCCAGAAGCUGUCCAACAGCACACGUCUGCGCCAGCUGGAGGACGAGCAGAACAACCUGAGGGAACAGCUGGAGGAGGAAGAGGAGACCAAGAGGAAUGUGGAGAAGCAUCUGCAAACCGUUCAGGCUCAGCUUCUUGAAAUGAAGAAGAAGUUCGAGCAGGAUGCCGGUUGCCUGGAGAGCGCCGAGGAGGGCAAGAAGAGGCUCCAGAGGGACCUGGAGGGGCUGAGCCAGCGCAUGGAGGAGAAAUGCUCCGCCUUCGAGAAGCUGGACAAAACCAAGACGCGUGUCCAGCAGGAGCUGGACGACCUGCUGGUCGACCAGGACCACCUGCGGCAGAUCGUCUCCAACCUGGAGAAGAAGCAGAAGAAGUUUGACCAGAUGCUGGCCGAGGAGAAGAACAUUUCUGCCCGUUACGCAGAGGAGCGAGACAAGGCUGAAGCCGAGGCCCGCGAAAAGGAUACCCGGGCCCUGGCGUUGACCCGCGAGCUGGACUCCAUGAUGGACAUCAAGGACGAAGUGGACCGCAACAACAAACUGCUGCGGGCCGAGAUGGAGGACCUGGUGUCCUCGAAGGACGACGUCGGCAAGAGCGUCCACGAGCUGGAGAAGGCGAAGCGUGCCAUGGAGCAGCAGCUGGAGGAGAUGAAGACUCAGCUGGAGGAGCUGGAGGACGAGCUGCAGGGCACGGAGGACGCCAAGCUGCGUCUGGAGGUCAACAUGCAGGCCAUGAAGGCCCAGUACGAGAGAGACCUGUCGGGAAGGGACGAGAUGGGCGAGGAGAAGAAGAGGGCGCUGGUCAAACAGGUGCGGGAGAUGGAGAUGGAGCUGGAGGAUGAGAGGAAGCAGCGCUCCGCCGCCGUGGCCGGACGCAAGAAGCUGGAGCUGGACCUGAAGGAGCUGGAGGCGGGCAUCGACAUGGCCAACAAGAACCGUGACGAGGCCCUGAAACAGCUGAAGAAACUCCAAGCCCAGAUGAAGGAUCUCAUCCGGGAGCUGGAGGACACUCGCAUGUCCAGAGAGGAGAUCCUGGCUCAGAGCAAGGAGACGGAGAAGAAGCUGAAGGGCAUGGAGGCCGAGAUGAUCCAGAUGCAGGAGGAGUUGGCCGCCGCAGAGCGAGUGAAGAGACAGGCCCAGCAGGAGAGAGACGAGCUGCAGGAUGAGAUCAACAACCAGGCCACCAAGAAUGCUCUGGUUGCGGAGGAGAAGAGACGGCUGGAGGCUCGCAUCGGUCAGCUGGAGGAGGAGCUGGAGGAGGAGCAGUGCAACACGGAGCUGACCAACGACAGGCUGAAGAAAGCAGUGCUGCAGACUGACCAGAUGAACGUGGAGCUGACUGCAGAGCGCAGCACCUGUCAGCGGGUGGAGGGGGCUCGGUGCCAGCUGGAGCGUCAGAACAAGGAGCUGAAGCUGAAGCUGCAGGAGCUGGAGGGGAUGGUCAAGUCCAAGUACAAGGCCAACAUGGCCUCCCUGGAGUCCAAGAUUGUUGCGCUGGAGGAACAGCUGGACAUGGAGACCAGGGAGAGGCAGGGUGCCACCAAGCUCGUGAGACGCACCGAGAAGAAGCUGAAGGAAGUCAUCCUGCAGGUGGACGACGAGAGACGCAACACGGAGCAGUACAAAGACCAGAUGGACAAGUUGAACUCCCGCAUGAAGCAGCUGAAGCGUCAGCUGGAGGAGGCUGAGGAAGAGGCUCAGAGGGCCAACGCCAACCGCAGGAAGCUGCAGAGGGAGCUGGAGGACGCCACGGAGUCGGCCGACGUCGUGAACCGCGAGGUCACCACCCUUAAGAACAAGCUCAGACGUGGCGACUUCCCCUUCACCGUGCGCCGCACCGUCACCCGCGCGGGCAUCGAAAGCGACGAGGACAGCGAGCCCAAGAGCGAGACCCCCGAGCCCAAACCCGAAUGAAGCGCCACAGUGCCACUCGACUCCUUUUUAGAACUGCAUCACGAAUAGGCCGAUCCAAAACACACACAUAUUACUGCACCUGCUGACAAUCUAUGCAUUCGUACAUACAGGAGCCAGUAAACUCGGACAAUCGCCAUGCUGACAAACGUUAUGUUUUUUGUGGGGGAGGGCCCAAAUUUCUUUUGGUUUGCUUCAUUUUUUUUUUUUCAUUCUCUGGGGAAAAAAAAUAAUAUUUUUGUAAGGAAACAUUCCAGGUAUAAUAGUCCUGAUUUUGGGAUCUAUUUUUCUAAUUGAAGCAGGAGGAAAACAAAGAAAGAAGUAUACAUAGAUGAAGACGGAUUACUGGAAGGGGACCAAAGUAAUAUCUCAAUCUAUAGAAUUGUAUUUUAUGCCGAAGUUUUUUUUCUUCUUAUUAUUAUUUGAAUGGAAGUGCUUCAUGUUUUUUAUGCUAGCGCUCUCGCUUCAGUUUAUAAUGAAGGUUUAUAUGCGGGAAUGUAUCUUAUCAAUCUUGCUGCAGUUAGUACUCGUGACUACGCUUCUUGGGCUUAAUAAUAUUAUACACACACAUUUCUUUUGCAAGAACGAAAUUGGAGGCAGACUUCCAGUAACCCAGUCGGAGACUCAUCGACUCAUAACUGAAGGCAUUUUGAUUGUGACUGUGCGGAAAUAUCUUAAUUUUGCACUGAGUUGAGAAAAACUAACGAAAAACACUUAUGCCUCGACAUUAUAAACCACUGCGUUUGUGUUUUCAUCGACACGUUGACGGAGAAGCUUGGAAGUUUUGUAAAGCCUUGUGCACACGCUCAUCCAGUAAGCGCGCAGACUGCCGACACACACUAAGGCCUUAAACGCAGCUGAAUUCCACUCGGCGGGGUUUUGUUGGCUUUUGUUUCUUUUCCUGGACAUGAAUUUAUUCUGUUUUCUUUUCUUUUUUAAAAACAUUUAUUAUCACUAUCUGUGGUCAAAUGGGGUGAUGGGGUAGUCUAUUACUCGCAGCACACACUGUAUUCUCAGAGCACAGCUUGUUGAGGAGGAGCUUGGGGGGGGUUGGAGGGAGUCGUACUUCUAUCACUGUAACCGAUGUACACUGUACUCUGGCUGACGAUGUAUAAGAUGAGCGGUUUCACAGAGGUGCGAGCGCUCCCUCGCAGGCUGUGCUCGGGGGCUGCUUUCGGCUCACACUGCUGGGAAGUGGGAGGAAUGUGUUGUUAAAGGAUAACUGCUCAGAUUUUAAACAACAACAAAAAUAUCUCUUUCGCACUUGAAAAUCAACGGAAAUCCCCCAAAAAAGAAACUGCAUCUCAAUUAUUAUGUAAUGUUUUGUCUGUCUGCACCUCUGGAAUGGAAAAUCAUGUUGGUAUUAUUGCAAUUAAAAAGGCUUUCUAAACCGCUA